Messenger RNA from Dentiscutata erythropus, 305 nucleotides. Lineage: Eukaryota; Fungi; Glomeromycota; Glomeromycetes; Diversisporales; Gigasporaceae. The record is from the annotation of a GenBank genome assembly.
AUGUUAUGGUGGAUUGAGAAUGUUUGGUUUAAAAGAGAAUCUAGUAAUCCAAGAUCUCUUUUAAUACUUGACUUCUUUCAUGCACAUUUAAUAGAUCUAGUCAAACAAUGUUUGCUUAAUCAUAAUACGAAUACAGCUGUAAUUUCUGGCAGACUUACAUCUAAAUUACAACCAUUAGAUAUUAGUAUAAAUAAAAGGUUUAAAGCAAAAAUCCAUGCACUUUACAAUCGUUGGAUGACAGAAACAAUUCAUAAGUUAACUUCUUCAGGUUGUAUUAAGCAACCAUUAUAUUUACAACUUGCAUU